AUUUAUCACAUAAACAUUCAGAAAUGUGCUCUAGGCUAAAAUCUCAACUUUCGAUGGUGAAACUGGGUUACAAACAGUCUUUACACAAUUUCAAAAAGUUCCCAAUUGUGGUUCUUUAGUAAGAGUUCCUCUCUUUAGUUCUUCCUUUCUAAAGAGACAGAAAAAAAAAAGCCAACUCUCUUCAAACACACACUCCCCACCACCACACGCUCACACACAACGAAAUGGAGACUGUGAAGAGAGGCAAGACCGUCCUCGGCCUGGAAAUCAAUCUGAUUCUCUUUUAUGUUGGUGCUGCUUGUGAAUGUAUAGUCUCGGUCUCUCAACCACAGUAUCUCGAAGUGGACCACACCCAAGAAGCCAUAACCAUUCAGUGUUCCUACUCCCAUGUGGGGUGCCCCGCAGAGCAACCAAGAAGCCUGUGGUUUCGCUAUGGAGCUCACCAGCCGGAGAACCUCUGCUUGGAUGGAUGCACCAGCGAUGCGGGCAAGUUCACAGUGAAGGAAGCCCUGACACAAAAUCAGGUUUCCCUUACUGUGAACAGGGUGACUCUCAACGACAGUGCCAUCUACUUCUGUGGAAUUGUCCUUCCCCUUUCAAAGGAACCAGGAGCCAAGCGGACCGGAGAGGGGACCACGCUGGUGGUGAGAGAAAUGAAGGGACUCCACAGUCUCCUGAUAGCUGUUCUAUCACUGCUCUCUAUCUACAUGACUGUUGUUCUCGGGAUCUUCGUGGUCCUCUCCAAAUCAAAAUCUAACUCUCUAAGAAACAAAGAAACAGAAGACUCACAAAAGGAGAAAGGCAACACUUAUGAAUAAAGAAGAGCACUUUCUAACAUGAAAAGCCACAGAAAUUUUUUUAAUUUUCAAUGAAGUCACUGAAAAUCCAAAUCCAGAAGCCGUGGCAGUGUUAAUGGACACACAGGGCUUUACAAAAACAAUCAUAGGUAAAUGGAAAAGAUAAUUACCUAGAAGGAAGAAUGCCACAGUACAAGAAAAUUAUCACUAGCAGUAAUUACCAAAACUAAAACCCUACAAAAUACAACUGAAAAAUACUUUCCUAAUUUGCCAGGAAAAUUGAGUAGUCUAACAUUUUUUUUUUAUUUUUUUUUUUUAACGUUUAUUUAUUUUUGAGACAGAGAGAGACAGAGCAUGAACGGGGGAGGGGCAGAGAGAGAGGGAGACACAGAAUCGGAAGCAGGCUCCAGGCUCUGAGCUGUCAGCACAGAGCCUGACACAGGGCUUGAAUGCACAGACCGCGAGAUUGUGACCUGAGCUGAAGUCGGACGCUUAACCGACUGAGCCACCCAGGCGCCCCAAGUCUAACAUUUUAAAAACUUCCAUUUUCAUAACACAUAUCCUGUAUUUGUUUCAUUCAACAUACGAGAUGCGUGAUGACCGUUACCCUAAAGAUUAGAGGUCACACUACAUCCCUCUGUCCUGAGUGGAAGAACUGUCUUUGUGAGUGUGAUAGUGAUGGGCCAAUUAAGACUAAGCUGGGAGGGAGGGAAGAAGAUGGAAGCGAGAUGUCAAAAUCGUAAUUAGAGAAACCAUCUUAAAAAAAAAAAGAAAGAAAAGCCAUCUUGAAAAGUACCUUGGAGCAAGUAUUAUUUCUUCUGGUAGAGAACAGAGUAAGAAAAUGAGCUAAAAUAUAGAAGAUCCAACGCAGAAGGUUAGACAGAAAACCUCAGAACCUCAGAACAAAUAAGCCACAACCAACCCUAGGUGUCAGUGUUGUGCCAAGUAACAGCACCAGGGAAGCAGUGGGCAAGGCAAUACUGAUUUUUAACUGAUUUAGGAGGGAAAGAUUCGAUAAGGGGUUGGGUACAGCAAAGAUAUUUAUGGAAUCAUUACCAUCUCACUGAGAAAACAUGCUAUGGAUGGUUCUUUGAAAGCUACCUCAUUGUAGAAAUCUAUUUUAAGUACCCACAUGUGUACAUCUGUUAUUAAAAAUGCAUUAUGAUCUGUUUUUAUUUCAUUAAAGUGUUUCUUUUAAAGUGGUA
Molecule: messenger RNA, 2002 nt
Organism: Neofelis nebulosa (Clouded leopard)
Lineage: Eukaryota; Metazoa; Chordata; Mammalia; Carnivora; Felidae
Gene: IGSF6
Product: immunoglobulin superfamily member 6
Exons: 5
Coding region: 225-818 (197 amino acids)
Source: RefSeq, a predicted model, not a curated record